AUGCUCCUGCGGCGGCUGCAGCACCGCAAAUGCGUCGCCGAAUGCUGCAGGCACGUCAGGGCUCCACCCGCCCGCCGCCGCUUCUCCGUGCUCGCUGCUGCCGACUACACCUCCAGCAGCGACGACGCCCCCGACGAGAGGUGGCCUAGCUGCGCUCCCGCUGAAACCGUGCAGAGAAGCAGAGGCCGCGUUGGUCUGAGCUCUGCCAGAGUCGUCCAGAACCUCCGGCUCCUCAAGAGGAGGCCCGAUGUCGCCUUGGCCUACUUCAAGGACACCGAGAGCGUCGGCUUCAGCCACGACCUGUCCACCUACGCGGAGAUCGUCGACAUCCUGUCCAGCUCGGGCCAGUCCAGGAUGCUCUUCUCCCUAUUCCGCGAGAUCAUCUCGCACGGCGGCGGCGGUCCCGAAAUCCUGCCGCUCAUGGAUCAUCUUAGAAGAACAGGCGCCGCUUCGGAUUCGCUCGUGUCCGCGACCAAUUGCUUGGUCACGGCGUACAUCACUUGCUAUGAUGCGCAGGAUACGAUUGGGUUGUUUGGUGAGCUCUGCAGGCGUGGAGUUGUGCCGUCGGUUUGGGCUUGCAACGUGCUUCUCAAGUUUGCAGCGGACAGUGGUGGCUCGGAGGUUGUUUUAUCGGCUUAUGAUCAGAUGAAGCUCCUUCGGCUGACUUUGGAUGCUCAUGCGUUGGGCAUUAUCACUAGGUCUCUUUUUCAAGAGAAGAAGGCAGACAAGGCGUUUCAAGUGUGGGUCGAGAUGAUUGGAUCGGGAGCGAAGCCGGAUAUAGGUGGAUACUCGUCGUUUUUAACUGGUCUGUGUGAUUGCGGAAAGGUUGAUUUGGCUUAUGCUAUUCUGCAAGAGAUCAUCAGGGAGGGCAUUCAAGUUGACGCCAUGGCCUAUAACAAGGUAAUGGAUGGGCUAUGCAAGGAGAUGAGACUGGAGGAGGCUGAAAAGCUCUUGGAGAGCAAGAUCAGACUAGGAUUCAAUCCUGAUAUAUAUGGCUAUAGCUAUCUCAUCCGGAGUUACUGCAAAAAGGGAGACAUACUUAAGGUGCUGGAUCAUUAUCAAGCAAUGGAAUCCCAUGGUCUCGGAACAAACUGCCACAUUGUGAGUUAUCUUCUACAAUGCUUUACAAAGGUAGGCAUGGCAUCUCAAGUUACGGAGUAUUUCCAGAAAUUUAGGGAUUCAGGAGUUCAUCUUGAUGGGGUUCUGUAUAACAUUGCUAUGGAAGCCUAUUGCAAGCUCGGGAACGUGGAUGACGCGGUUAAGCUACUGGCAGAAAUGAAGACUGACGGCCUGGCUCCUGACAGAAUCCACUAUACAUGCCUGAUCAAGGGUUAUUGUUCGAAGGGAGAUAUACCAAAUGCACAGCAAGUGUUUGAAGAGAUGCUGAAGGACAAUGUAAAGCCAGAUGUGGUUACAUAUAACAUUCUGGCCAGUGGAUUUUGCAGGAGUGGUCUUGUUACGGAGGUGUUUGACCUUCUAGACCAUAUGCAGGAUCAAGGGUUAGAGCCUAAUUCACUUACUUAUGGUGUAGCAAUUGAUGGAUUUUGUAGAAGAGGCAACCUUAGUGAAGCGGAGGUGUUAUUUAAUAUAGUAGAAGAGAGAGGAAUUGAUCACAUUGAAGUACUGUACAGUUCGAUGGUUUGUGGCUAUUUAAAUUCAGGAUGGACUGAUCAUGCUUACGUGCUCUUUCUUAGGGUUGCUAAUCAAGGAAAACUUGUGGAUCAUUUCUCAUGUUCUAAGUUGAUAAAUGACCUUUGUAGGGAUGGAAAUGCCCAGGGAGCUUCAAAUGUAUGUAGCAUCAUGUUAGAAAAGAAUGCUGUUCCUGAUCUAAUUUCAUAUAGCAAGCUCAUAGCAGCCUAUUGUCAGACAGGAGAUAUGCACAAUGCUCGUUUAUGGUUCCAUGAUAUGAUUCAGCGAGGCCUUUCUGCGGAUGUUAUUGUAUACACUGUACUAAUGAAUGGUUACUGCAAGGUUGGUCGGAUGCAAGAAGCUUGCACAUUAUUUGUUCAGAUGACAAGUUUAGGUAUUAAGCCUGACGUAGUUGCAUAUACAGUGCUACUCGAUGGUAACCUAAAAGAGUACCUGCAGAAAUGCUGGCAGGGCAUUAGUAAGGAGACAAGGAGCGUUCUUCUUAGAGCAAAGCAGAACCAGUUGCUCAGCUCUAUGAAAGAAUUGGAAAUUGAACCUGAUGUACCCUGUUACACUGUAUUGAUUCAUGGGCAGUGCAAAGCAGAUUAUUUAGAGGGAGCACGGGGACUAUUUGAUGAAAUGUUGCAGAAAGGACUUGCUCCUGAUCUUCAUGCAUACACGGCUCUUAUAAAUGGAUAUUGCAGCCAGGGAGAAAUAGCGAAGGCGGAAGAUCUUUUUCAAGAAAUGGUAGAUAGGGGAAUAAAGCCAGAUGUACUGACCUUUUCUGUCUUGAAUCAGAAGUCCUGAGUCAUAGGCGGGAUCAGCCAUAUGUAUGAUUUUCCUGCAGUUAUGUCAACUGAAAUCCGUCAAUAGCAAGGCAGUUCUAGGGUCGAUCUUAUUGAACUGCAAAAUCCAGCACAUAACGAACAAUGACAAGCUUGUGUUGAUGUGAAAGCCUAGCGCUGUAUGCUGGAUCAUUGGUCAUUUAUUCAUUUCAAAAUCCAUGGAGAUGAUUCUGCAAGCCUGAUUUGAGCUCUACCAAGGCAA
Messenger RNA from Lolium rigidum, 2676 nucleotides. RefSeq names its product pentatricopeptide repeat-containing protein At2g26790, mitochondrial-like. The transcript has 3 exons. Gene Ontology annotation, molecular function: protein binding. The record is from RefSeq and is a predicted model, not a curated record. The coding region runs from base 1 to 2436 and encodes 811 amino acids. Lineage: Eukaryota; Viridiplantae; Streptophyta; Magnoliopsida; Poales; Poaceae.